This is a messenger RNA of Achroia grisella, 1072 nucleotides long. RefSeq names its product outer dense fiber protein 3-like. The transcript is spliced from 5 exons. Gene Ontology annotation, cellular component: cytoskeleton. Lineage: Eukaryota; Metazoa; Arthropoda; Insecta; Lepidoptera; Pyralidae. The record is from RefSeq and is a predicted model, not a curated record. The coding region runs from base 104 to 796 and encodes 230 amino acids.
UCUACAAACUAGGGCGUGACGGAAUGGUUGUCAAAAUUAUAGUAUAAGUUGUAUCAAUAAAUGUAAUAUAAAUUUCAGUGCAUCGUUUCGUAAAUAUUUGGGAAUGGCAUGCAAGAAGCCUUUGGGGCCUGGACCAGGAGCAUACCAACUACCAACAACAGUGGGGUUUAACAGUCAUGACCCAUCACGAUAUCGCAACCCGAUGUUCUCGUUCGGGACUAACGCAGGAUUCAGGGUGAAACAGCUGGGCCCAGGCCCCACUUACAGGAUAGACAGGGUCACGAGGGACGGUAUGGAGUCAUCGCCAGCUUGGAGUUUUGGUGCCAGGUUUGGGCAACGAUCUACCCUCCGAACUCCAGGUCCAGGGGCGCACGCACCAGAACGCUGUCCCCCCAUGAAGGAACCACGAGCUCCUGUCUACUCCAUGGGCGCCAGACUUGGCUUCAUGCUGAAGAAGCCUGGACCCGCACCCAAUGUAUACGCCCUGAGGCUUGGAAGUGGAACACCUGCGUAUACGAUGGGUGCUCGCGUGGGGUUCAAUCCAAAGUCUAAGUCUCCCGGACCUGCUAUCUACUUCCAACAUGAUACUGAUGUAUAUAAAACAAGGAUGCCCAUAUAUUCGUUGGGUGGUAGACUGCAAGGCGCAGGAAAGGCCACCAAAAGUCCAGGACCUGCCAACUACCCUCCGAACCUUUACAAUACCAAAAAGAAUCCAUAUUCUUACUCGUUUGGAACGAAACACGGUAAUUACGCACCGCCCAUGAUCAUCAGAGAAGACACAAUGGACUGCUUGUAACGUUAAAUAGUUUAAGUAUAACAAAAUUACACCAAUAUAUUGACUGCAUAUAACUUGUGAAUGUGGUACGCAGCAAAAUUAAACUCUGCAUGGAAUCAUUUCAAAACGACGCGACGUGACAAGUUUUUUAACGCGCGAUCAGGAGCAUGUUUUAGCGCGGGAAAGCUAGCGCGCGCAAUCUCUAGUUAAUAAAAUCACAUCAAUAUAUUGACUGCAUAUAACUUAUGAAUGUGGUAUGCAAUAAAACUCUACAUGGAAUUUAAAAGUGAAUGUAAA